Messenger RNA from Procambarus clarkii (red swamp crayfish), 909 nucleotides. Its product is annotated as E3 ubiquitin-protein ligase RNF181. The record is from RefSeq and is a predicted model, not a curated record. Gene Ontology annotation, cellular component: cytoplasm. Gene Ontology annotation, molecular function: ubiquitin protein ligase activity. Gene Ontology annotation, biological process: protein ubiquitination. NCBI's taxonomy places the organism in Eukaryota, Metazoa, Arthropoda, Malacostraca, Decapoda, Cambaridae.
GUUUGGGCGCGGGGUGUAGUCCCCAAGUUUGGCGCAAGGUGUAGUUAGUCCCAAGUUGGGCUCAGGGUGUAGUCCCAAGUUGGGUGCGGGCUCAGGGUGACGGGGAGCAUGUAAACAGGAGUCAGCAGGUGCGGCAGCGGUGGCCGGCGUCGUGUCCUCUCCUCCCUCAUAGUAUUCAGGGUGAUGGCGUCGUAUUUUGAUGAGCACAACUGUAGGCCUCUGGGGCCAGGCCAGACUCCAGACCACUUCUUGCACUUCGCUCGACUCAUGCUUCAUGGGGGCUACUGGCAGGAUUUGCAGUUGGAGUUUACACAACUUUUUGGAUAUGGAGAGCGACCACCACCUCCAGCCUCAAAAGAAUUUAUUGAGAAUAUGACAACUGUGAUUGCUACAAAACAAGCUGGCCAGUGCCCUGUGUGCCUCAAGGAAUGGACAGAAGGAGAGGAAAUGAAAGAACUGCCUUGCAAACACAUGUUCCAUUCAUCAUGUAUCUUACCAUGGCUAAAGAAGACUAAUUCUUGUCCUAUGUGCCGUCAUGAGCUGCCUACUGAUGACCAGGACUAUGAGGAGUAUAGAAAGCAGAAGAAAAGAGCAAAGGAUCGUGAAGCAGAAAUUGAGACACUCCAUAAUUCAAUGUUUUCCUAAUAAGGCAUCUUCAGCUGUCAUAAACACAUUUCAGACAGCAUUGCUCAUGUUGGAUCUACCGUCAAGAUGAGGAGCCAACCUUGUGUGAAGCAAUGUUUUGAAAAGUAAAUCUUCAAAUAUUACAUAUUGCAUUCCAAAAACUGCCUACCCAUGGAUUACUUGGAACUGUGAACUAAGAAUGGAAAACUUAACCUUUCAAACCAUAUGUACUCCAUUGUGAUAGUUAUGAAUAAAAUUAAUUAUUAACUUUUUUGUCACUGCAAA